This is a messenger RNA of Oldenlandia corymbosa var. corymbosa, 837 nucleotides long. Lineage: Eukaryota; Viridiplantae; Streptophyta; Magnoliopsida; Gentianales; Rubiaceae. The record is from the annotation of a GenBank genome assembly.
AUGGCUGCAUUAGGAGCAAUUUCCCCUUCAAUUAAGCUUUCAUCAACCAAAAAUGGCAGUAGUUCCUACUAUGUUCGUCAUCCAAGAAUAGAAUUAACACUCCACAUAAGAAACCAUUUAGAUGUAUCCACAUUUUGUACUCAUCUCUCUUUUCGGAAGGUUAGCAGUUUUGACACUCAAUUCACCAUCAGGGCUGCUUCAUCUCCUUCAGUUGCAGAAUAUACAGAGGAACCAGCAACUAAAGUGAAGUUUCAAACAUCAUUAAGCCUUCCUGGUUGCUCUAGCCCGUUAUCAUUGCUAGGAACUGGUUACAGAGAGAAAGUAUUUGCCAUCAUUGGUGUCAAGGUGUAUGCUGCAGGGCUAUAUGUCAACCAAUCAGUGUUAGCUAAGCUAGAUGCUUGGAAGGGAAGUUCCUCAGCAGACCUGCAACAGGAUUCAGCAAUAUUUGAUACAAUCUUUCUAGCUCCAUUGGAGAAAUCUUUGCAGAUUGUUCUUGUGAGAGACGUGGAUGGUAAAACUUUUUGGGAUGCCCUAGAUGAAGCCAUCUCUCCAAGAAUUAAAGUUCCCACUCCAGUUGACGACACAGCGCUUUCUUCAUUUCGUAGCAUCUUUCAAGGGAGGUCGCUUAAUAAGGGUACCUUGAUAUUCUUGACCUGGCUGGACUCGACCAAAUUGCUUGUUUCAGUAUCAAGCAAUGGGUUGCCUUCAACAAUUGAUGCAACAAUUGAAUCAGCAAAUGUAACAUCAGCUCUUUUUGAUGUGUUUCUUGGAAGGGAUCCAGUAUCGCCUACUCUGAAGGCUUCAGUGAGCACUGGAUUGUCAGCAUUGCUCAAGUAA